This is a messenger RNA of Microthlaspi erraticum, 960 nucleotides long. Lineage: Eukaryota; Viridiplantae; Streptophyta; Magnoliopsida; Brassicales; Brassicaceae. The record is from the annotation of a GenBank genome assembly.
AUGCCAGUGCGCCAUAACAUAGAUGUAAUGCAUGUGGAGAAGAAAGUCUCUGAUGCAUUACUUUCUAUUCUGAUGCAUAAUGCUAAAUCAAAGGAUGGUUUGAAAGCAAGGAAGGAUUUAGAAGAUAUGGGGAUUAGAAGAACCUUACACUCUGAGGUUCGUGGGAAGAAAACAUAUUUGCCUCCAGCGUCAUAUUGGUUAUCAAAGGCUGAGAAAAUUAGAUUCUGUAGGAGAUUGUCUAAGUUCAGAGGUCCUGAUGGGUACUGUGCGAAUGUUGGUAAUUGCGUUUCAGUAGAGCCUCCUGCAAUUGGUAAUAUGAAGUCGCAUGACCAUCAUGUGCUUAUUCAGAACUUGUUUCAUGUGGCAUUGAGAGGAUUACUGCAUAAAGGACCGAGGAUUGCAGCCAGAGGCGUGUAUGCAGAGGGAUAUUUAGCUGGAGAAUGCCUUGCAUUUUGCCUAGAGUUUCUACAAAACUCUUUGCCAGUUCAAGACGUAGUAAACCGUAAUGAAGACAUUGACUCAGAUCAACUCGCGCUUGAAGGCCGUCCUCUGCAGAAGGCUACUCAAGUUACACUUACUGAUAAAGAGCGUGACAUAGCACAUCGGUAUAUUCUAAUGAACACAGCAGUUAUGGAUCCUUAUGUCGAGUCUAGUGCUCGAGAUUCUAGACACACCGCAGAUAUAGUAACUUUCUAUGGAGUUGUGAAGGAGAUCAUACUGUUAGACUACCACAUGUUCCAGGUUCCUCUAUUUAGAUAUGUUUGGGCCAACAAAGGGAAUGGAGUGAAAGAGGAGGAGGCGUUUACUUUAGUUAACCUAUAUAUGAAUCAGUCAGCAUUUCUCCAAGAUCCAUAUAUCCUUGCAUCACAAGCUAAACAAGUUUUCUACUCUAGAGAGGAUGACACCUCUCCUUGGUACGUAGUUAUGAGGACGCCACCAAGAGGUUAUCACGAGCUAUAG